UUUGAUUUUCCGGCCGUACGGGCUUUCUGUCAUCCGUUCCGGGCUGUUAUAUUUCUGUUCCUAAUGUGGUUUAAUUAAUACGUUUAAUCAAUAUGAGUUCUUCAAACAGCUACAUUAGCUCUUUGGAGCCUAAUGACCGAACCAGGUAUUUUGAGAAAUUAAUGGUAAGUGUCGAAGACGCCGGCGAUAGUUCAAACCCGGAAGUGACUGGUUCGGCGGUGACUGGUGACGGUGUACGACUACCUGACCCAUACAGUCUGACAGGUUGGAAGGAUGAUUUGAGCCUCUGGCCAGAUACGGACUAUGGGUGCAUCUACACCUACCUAAUCGAGGCUCCAGGUCCGUUUAACGGAGAAGCCAUGAAAGCCUAUAAAUCCCUGGAGGCGUACAAUCUCUUUAUAAGUGGCCAUGUGAGGGAGUGCAGGUACCACCCUAUUGGAAAAAAUGUGAAGGUCUGCUUCCUUAAGGCCAAGGUUGUGCCAGGACAGAGAGUAACAGAGACUCCUCACAACCCAUGGGUGUGUUUGACCAAAAAAGAGGGUUAUGUCAUGGCAGCUCACUGCACUUGUAUGGCAGGAUUGGGAGAGGUCUGCAGCCAUGUGGCUGCACUGCUGUUCGCAGUGGAGGCCUCCAGGUCUCUUCAGGAAAAACGGACGUCAUGCACCAGCAGAAAGGCCGUGUGGAACAAAUAUUACAAAGAUAAGGUUGAUCCACAAAGGGCUGAGGACAUGGACUUUUCGCACCCUAAACAUGGAGUCCAGAUCAAGAAGGCGCGCCGGAAGCCGCAGUGUGAUGUGCCACCACUCAGUGAAGAAGAGGCCGCUUCUGCUUUCUCACAACUGAGGAAGCUGUGUCCCACUGCCAGUGCUGUCAUUAAAGAGGAGGAGGACACAGACACAGCAUCAGAAGAUGAGUCAGAUGUCAACACAGAGACGCUUCCCCCUGUGGUAUACAGGUCUUGUCAUCCAGCCAAAGUCCCUGUUACUAGUGUUAGUGUAGACAGCAUCCUUGAGGAUGUUCGGUGCAACCCCGAGCAAAUCACAAACCUCAACAAAGCUACAGUGGGGCAGUCCAAGUCUGCUUUAUGGCGUCAGCAACGCAAGGGUCGUGUGACUUCUACAUCCAUGCAUGAUGUCCUUCAUGCAUCAAACCCCACCACUGCAGUACGGAAGGUCAUGCAAUAUGACUGCAAGGAUUUGAGCCAAGUUCCAGCUAUACAAUGGGGGAUGAAACAGGAGGAGAAGGCAAGGCAACAGUACCUGGAAGCUACCUUGUGCAUCUGCAAGGAUGUGAAAUUGGAGGAAGUGGGGCUCAUUCUCUACAAGGAUUUUCCCUUCAUAGGUAUAGCUAAUUUUGGCUCUUACUUCAAACUUAUGAAGUAUAGUACAUGUAAUUGAGUACCAACUACACAAUGUCUAAUUGACUUAUGAUUUUGUUGAUGUAACAAUGAAAUACAUGUACUUGUUUUAACAAUUGCACUGUAUUCGUACCAAGUGAAUAUGUGCCAUUUGCAGCAUUUGGCAAGUAUCAAAAGUAAGUACAUUAUGUUCAUGUUUGAAAUAUCAGAAACUUUGCCACUAAUUUGAACAUUACUGUUGUAUAUAUAGGUGCAUCUCCUGAUGGGAUGAGACAGUGUUCAUGCCAUGGAAGAUCAGCAUUUUUGAGGCCUAGUCUCAACUUCAUGAGAGUCAUGAGUAUUUGAUCCUGCUGACACAUGGACUUUAGAGGAGCAAUGAAAUCACUAACAAGUCUAAA
Molecule: messenger RNA, 1755 nt
Organism: Branchiostoma floridae (Florida lancelet)
Lineage: Eukaryota; Metazoa; Chordata; Leptocardii; Amphioxiformes; Branchiostomatidae
Exons: 6
Coding region: 93-1397 (434 amino acids)
Molecular function (GO): zinc ion binding
Source: RefSeq, a predicted model, not a curated record